Molecule: messenger RNA, 1951 nt
Organism: Anopheles funestus (African malaria mosquito)
Lineage: Eukaryota; Metazoa; Arthropoda; Insecta; Diptera; Culicidae
Gene: Pmm2
Product: phosphomannomutase
Exons: 1
Coding region: 1112-1870 (252 amino acids)
Biological process (GO): mannose metabolic process; GDP-mannose biosynthetic process; protein N-linked glycosylation
Cellular component (GO): cytosol
Molecular function (GO): phosphomannomutase activity
Source: RefSeq, a predicted model, not a curated record
GCAUACUAGGGGGAAAGUCUACCAGACAUUCAAUAUUGCUUCAAAGAGCAACCAACAAACGGUCAUUUAUCUGGUAGGGGAAUUAUUGCAUAAAUAGAAACGACAGACCCUUGAUGAAUUUUUAUACCUAAAAUCCAACAUACAUUUUAAGCAGAAGCAGGAUUUGAUCUUGCUUGUUGUUUGCGUGUGUUGUGGCUGUGUGUCUUGCGUAAUUUCGAUCAAAGAAAGCCAAAAGAGCAUGUGCACAAUUGACUAGAGGUUGAUCAUUAUUUUUGUGGUAGAUCUUGUCUGUUGAGCGGCCACAAAACACAAAAGAGUUGAGGCAGGUUUAGAACAGAACUCCGCAUGUAAAUGAGUACAUGCUACGAGAAUGCGGAACAAUGGAACGCAGGAAAAAAUAUUGAAAUAGCAUUAAUGGAACAAUGCGUUAAAAAAAGUUUUACAAAUGGUUCGAACUGGAAUGGUAAACUAGCCGUGAAGGGAAAUUGCAAUGGCGAACACACGUGUGACGUGGGAUAGGUGUUUGAGCAUGAUGCAAAAUCUGCCAACGUGGUAUUUAUUACGAGCCGUAUAUGCACUUAGAAAAAUGUGCGGACGAUGAAUGUGUUCAAGGUUGAAUGGUUGAAAUUAAGCUGAUCUCGAAACAAUUCUUUUAUUACAUCGAGGCCAUUGUAAAAUUAAAUAAAUAAUUCAUUUGAAAAAAUCAGUAACGAAUUCACAUCUAAGAAAAAGGGGAAGUUAGAUAUUUUUUACUAUUAAACGUAAUGCAAAUUCCAUUUCGUGUGUAAAUAUGAAAAACAUCUUUUACAAAAAACAAUAGAAAACAAAAAUUUAAAAUUUAACCAUAUUUUGCCGGGUAGAUGAUCGACGACUGUGCAUUGUAUUGCGCAAGUUUGACAUUUCGAAAAGCUUUCCGUGAGCUGUUUUUCUUCCACGUAGGGAUUGUUUACGUUUUUCGGGUUUGACAGCCGGUAAAUGUUUACCUUUGGUAUCGUAUGUGUAAUCGAACGGGAUCAAACGUUCAGUUGUUUUUGCCGUGAGGAAGAAAAGGGUUGCAUUUUAUUCACUUCAGUCUAGAAUUAUUUAAGACGCUUUUAGUGUACAUCCCAACAUGGAUCUAAAUCGUGACGAUGUGUUGAUUCUGUUCGAUGUGGAUGGCACGCUAACGCCACCGCGUCAAUCCAUCUCGGAGGAGAUGAAAACCUUUCUGUAUCAAACCGUGUUACCAAGGGCCACCCUAGGCGUGGUGGGUGGUUCGGAUCUGGCGAAGAUGUGCGAACAACUGAAUGGGCAGGAAUUUCUGCAAAAGUUCGAUUACGUCUUUCCCGAGAAUGGACUGGUGCAUUACGAGUCAGGCAAAGAGAUGGGCAAAAUGUCCAUCAGUCAGCAUCUUGGCGAGGAUGUGCUAAAGCGUUUUAUUAGCUACUGUUUGCAUUACAUCGCCGAUCUGGAUCUACCCAUUAAGCGAGGAACAUUCAUCGAGUUCCGCAACGGUAUGCUGAACGUGUGCCCGAUCGGGCGCAACUGCUCUACGGAGGAACGUAAUCAGUUCUACGAAUACGACCAAACGCAUCAAGUGCGUCAGACAAUGAUUGACCGGCUGAGGGAGGAAUUCUCCGAAGUGGAUCUUACCUACAGCAUAGGCGGACAGAUAAGCUUCGACGUGUAUCCGGUUGGGUGGGAUAAAACUUUCUGUUUGCGUCACAUUUCCAAGAGAACGAAACCAUUUCGGGAAAUUCAUUUCUUCGGCGAUAAGACUAAUCCGGGUGGAAAUGAUUACGAAAUCUUUAGCCAUCCGCAAACGAUCGGACACCAGGUGAUGUCACCGGAGGACACAAGGAAGAAGUUGGCUGAAUUGUUAAAAUUGUAAAUAACGGACGACGAAUGCAGUGCGUUUAUCUUAGUUAGGUUUAUUAAAGUUGCUUCCAUUCUGCGGAGGCUUCACAAGGCA